Messenger RNA from Manduca sexta (tobacco hornworm), 1813 nucleotides. RefSeq names its product lipase 3. Bases 42 to 1721 code for a protein of 559 amino acids. NCBI's taxonomy places the organism in Eukaryota, Metazoa, Arthropoda, Insecta, Lepidoptera, Sphingidae. The record is from RefSeq and is a predicted model, not a curated record. The transcript has a single exon.
UAAUCAACAACCUUACACAAACCAACUUGAGCAUCUUCAACAUGAAGACAGUGGGUUUGUUUCUGUGCCUGGCCCUCGCCGGAGCCUCUGGCAGUAUCUUCAGACGAACACCCACCACCGACGGCCUCAUCGUGCAGCCCCUGGACUACAUCCCGCAGCAGGUGCCCAUCUACCAGCAAUACCAACAGACGUUCGACGAAUACCAGAACCCGGAACACAACCAUCACCACGAGAAACAAAACCACCAACACAAGGACAACCAUCGCCAUCACUCAAGCUCCUCAUCGCAUUCAAACUCGCACGAAUCUGAAGAAACUAAAGAGAGGAAUUCCCAAGAACACACCAAGUCACACCAUGACUCCAAGUACUGGAAGCAUUUCACAUUCGUGAAGAAGGAUGGUGAUAUGGUGCCCGUCUACGGCGACCCCAUAGUUUGGAAAGGUUUAACCAUCGCCAUUGGUCCCAAAUCCGUCGUGCAAAAGGAGGAAGAUAUCGAGAAAAUUUUCGGCGACGCCGAGCAAAUUAUGAAGAGCAUUCCUGAAGAACAUAAGGCCAAGUUUCACGAGGCUCUCACAUCCGCGAUUAAGAACGACCACGAGGACGCCCACCUGAACGCCACACAAUUGCUGCAGAAGCACAAGUACCCCGUCGAAGAGCACAUCGUGAAGACCGAUGAUGGAUACCACCUCACCCUGUUCCGCAUCCCGCCUAAGGUACAGGCUCACGAUGUUGUGAAGAAGCCGGUCGUGAUGUUGAUGCACGGUCUCCUUGGAAGUGCUGACGACUUCCUGCUGCAGGGUCCUGGAAAAUCUCUCGCCUACCUGCUCGCCGACGAAGGCUACGAUGUAUGGCUAGGCAACGCCCGUGGCAACAAGUAUUCCCGUCACCACGUAAGCAAGUAUCCAGCCCUUAACGACUUUUGGAAGUUCAGCAACGAUGAAAUCGCCCUCCAUGACUUACCAGCCAUGAUCGACCAUGCUCUCCAGACUUCUGGCCAAGAGAAGCUGCACUACAUCGGCCACGCCCAAGGCACCACUACGUUCUUCGCUCUGGCAUCUGAAAAACCCGAGUACAACGACAAGAUUAUCACCAUGCAUGCUUUGGCGCCCAUGGCGUACAUGACCAACACUCGCAGCCCGCUCGUACGUAUGAUCGCCCCGACCAGCAGCUUCUACGAGCGUCUCCACGAACAGUUCGGAAACGGUGCUUUUACCCCGAGCAAGGAGCUGGUACACACCACCGGAGGCGCCAUGUGCAAGAACACAGUCGGCUGCGACAACAUCUGCUCCAACUUGAACUAUGUUAUGUCUGGCGUUGAUAUGGAGGAUGCUGACCCUGAGAUGAUCCAUGUCAUCAUGGCCCACCUGCCCGCCGGAACAUCUACGAGGGUGAUAAAGCACUACGGUCAGGGCGUCGCUUCCCACGAGUUCAGGAAAUACGACUAUGGAACAGAAAUGAACAAACAAGUUUACGGCACUCCCGAGCCUCCCAAAUACGAUUUGCAGAAAGUCCAGACUCCCGUGUCUCUGUACUUUAGCGAAGAGGACUGGCUCGCCCAUCCCAAGGACGUUGAAAGGUUGGCGAAGGCUUUGCCCAAUGUGAAGACCGUCCACAAGGUACCAGAGAAGCACUUUACACACAUGGACUUCCAAUUUUCGAAGAAGGCUCCCGAAACUGUUUACAAGAAGGUGAUGGAAUCAAUGCAUGCGCCUACACAAUAAUUUAUUUGUAAUUACAAUGACUUAAAAUCGUUCAAUAUCUGUUAUGAUAAUUUGUUAUACGACACUGAAAUAAAUCCGUCCAUUCAAUUAUA